Messenger RNA from Linum trigynum, 1807 nucleotides. Lineage: Eukaryota; Viridiplantae; Streptophyta; Magnoliopsida; Malpighiales; Linaceae. The record is from the annotation of a GenBank genome assembly.
AUCACCCGCUUCAAACACUCUUGAGACUUACAUCCAUUUUAUUAAAAAAUAUAUCAUUACGAUGAAGUAAGUUCAUUUGAAGUUUGCAAGGAACUCUUGCCACUAAAUUCCAAGGUGCAAACUUUUCAUUUUUCCAACUAUAAAUGAAAAAUAAGUAGAAAGGCAAGUGUUGUGAACACAAAGGAAUUGGAAGAAAUGGUGAAGUAACAUGCGCAUGGCUAACAAGAGUCAACCUAAUCCUCAACCGGAAAACAUAUUGAACUCUUGGUCACAAACAAUGCAUGACCAUUGAUCUUUCUUGUUGGUGGGUGAUAAUAAGCAAAUUGUGGGUUAAUCUUCACCAUUUGCCUCAUACACCUCUCUCUCACUAGACGAAUUUUGAGAUGAAACCUCCGAUAAAACUCUCCGCACCAAGCAUAACGACAGAUAGAUAAGUAAAAGUCUGUAUCUCCGCCACGAUAUAGGAAGAAAAGAAGAUGGAGGAGAAGAAGAACAACUAUUCAUGGUUGUUGUUGAUAUGGAGGAUGGUAAUUCUUCUUGUGCAACAUCCAAUUGGAGUUGGGGUGUUGAGCUUUGUGAUGGGCUUCCUGGCAAUCGAUCCUUUCAAGAUGGGGCCCAUUGGGGAGCACGAGUUUCGACCCGUGAGGCACGAGAUUGCGAGUUAUGAUGAAGUGAUGCAGCAUUGGCCAAAAGACAACGAGAGCCGACUUGGAAAGGAAGGCAAGCUGGAGUUUGUGGAUCAGGUAUUCGGGCCAGAAUCAUUGGAGUUCGAUGCCAAUGGAAACGGUCCUUACACCGGUCUAGCCGACGGUCGGAUCGUGAGAUGGAUGGGCGAUCAAAUUGGUUGGGAGACAUUUGCCGUCGUCACUAAUACAUGGACCGAGGAGGAGUGCGGGAGAGGAGUGGAGUCGACGACGGCGAAGCAAUGGAAGUACGAGAAGCAAUGCGGCCGGCCUUUGGGCCUGAGGUUCAACAAGGCAACGGGCGAGCUGUACAUUGCAGACGCCUAUUAUGGGCUUUUGAUGGUUGGGCCCAAAGGUGGAAUAGCUAGGCCCUUGGCUACGCACGAUGUGGGCGGGCAGCCCAUUCUGUUUGCUAAUGAUCUCGACAUCCACUCAAACGGCUCCGUUUUCUUCACAGACACUAGCAAACGAUACGACCGUGUGAGCCAUUUCUUCAUCUUAUUGGAAGGAGAAGCAACGGGCAGGCUUCUACGAUAUGAUCCUCCCACAAAUCAAACUCAUGUUGUGGUUGAUGGGCUAGCUUUCCCUAAUGGUGUCCAAUUGUCUCAUGACCAAACUUUCCUCCUCUUCACAGAGACCACUAAUUGCAGGCUAAUGAAGUACUGGUUGGAGGGACCAAAGGCUGGCUCGGUGGACCAUGUGGCCGACCUACCAGGCUUCCCAGAUAACGUUCGUGCCAACGACAAAGGGCAGUACUGGGUAGCCAUCGACUGCUGCAGAACUGCACCGCAAGAGGUGCUAACUCGGAACCCAUGGAUGAGGAGCGUCUACUUCCGGCUGCCUCUGAGGAUGAGCUUGUUGGCGAGGAUCAUGGGGAUGAAGAUGUACACCGUCAUCGCAUUGUUCGACGAGAAUGGCCGGAUCCUGGAGGUGAUGGAAGAUCCCAAGGGAAUGGUGAUGAAGCUUGUGAGUGAAGUUAGGGAAGUGAAUGGGAAGCUCUGGAUUGGCACCGUGGCUCAUAACCAUAUUGCUACGCUGUCGUAUAAUCCACCAGUAAGUAACUAAUCAGGAGGAAACUUGCAUUACAAAUCCGUUUGGAUGAAAAAUAAGAACUUUGGAAAUAG